This is a messenger RNA of Tripterygium wilfordii, 3435 nucleotides long. Its product is annotated as subtilisin-like protease SBT6.1. The record is from RefSeq and is a predicted model, not a curated record. Gene Ontology annotation, cellular component: Golgi apparatus. Lineage: Eukaryota; Viridiplantae; Streptophyta; Magnoliopsida; Celastrales; Celastraceae. The transcript is spliced from 10 exons. The coding region runs from base 131 to 3241 and encodes 1036 amino acids. Gene Ontology annotation, biological process: proteolysis. Gene Ontology annotation, molecular function: serine-type endopeptidase activity.
CGACACCGGUACUGGAACUCGACAUGAUUAAAAACGGAACACAGAACACAAGAAGAAACUGAUCGCAGCUUGUCGAUGACGAUCCUUCUCGCCAAAUCAAAAAACCUUCAACGGCCUAGCCGAUAACGCCAUGAUCACUCACCGAACCUCAUUACCUUACAUCUUCGCUGUUUUCACAGCUUUCCUGUCUUUUUCUUUCCUUCAUUUCAAACUCCCUCUGGAAUCAAGCCCGACUCAGAACCUAACCCUAAUCCCAAAUCGCACCCUUGACCAUCGCAGCAACUACAUCGUCCGCUUCACUGAGUACAGGCGAGCCGAGGACCACCGUUCGUACAUCCAAUCGAGUGUCCGAUCGGAAGGCUGGGAAUGGAUCGAGAGGCGGAAUCCGGCUGCCAAGUACCCGACGGAUUUUGGUGUGAUAUCUGUUGAUGAUUCGGUGAGGGAGGACUUGAUUGGAGAGAUUGAGAGGCUUGGGUUGGUGAAGGAUAUAAAUCUCGAUAGAAGUUACACGAAGGGUUUGCUUGAGAAUGCUUUCAUUGAUGGGGAAAAGCGUCCCGGGAAGAUCUUCACCUCCAUGUCUUUUAGCAAAGGAGAAGAAGAUUAUUCACCAGUGGCGGCCGCAACCGCUAAUUCUUCCAUUAGUUGGUCGCGCCGUCUCCUGACGCAGAAGUCCCAGGUGACUUCCUUGUUGGGAGCAGAAGUUCUUUGGGCAAAAGGAUACACCGGUGCUAAAGUCAAAAUGGCCAUAUUCGACACUGGAAUUCGAGCUGAUCACCCACACUUUCGUCAUAUCAAGGAGCGUACAAAUUGGACAGAUGAGGAUACCCUAAAUGACAAUCUUGGGCAUGGGACAUUUGUUGCUAGUGUUGUUGCUGGAAACGAUGCAGAGUGUCCUGGUUUUGCGCCAGACACUGAGAUUUAUGCUUUCCGUGUGUUCACAGAUACGCAGGUAUCUUACACAUCAUGGUUCCUUGAUGCCUUCAAUUAUGCUAUUGCAACCAACAUGGAUGUGCUAAAUUUGAGUAUAGGUGGACCUGAUUACUUGGAUCUUCCAUUUGUGGAAAAGGUUUGGGAAAUAACAGCUAAUAAUAUAAUCAUGGUUUCGGCUAUUGGAAAUGACGGGCCACUUUAUGGGACUUUGAACAACCCAGCAGAUCAAAGUGAUGUUAUUGGUGUUGGUGGCAUUGACUACAGUGAUCAUAUAGCCUCAUUUUCCUCACGUGGCAUGACUACUUGGGAGAUUCCACAUGGGUAUGGCCGCGUUAAACCGGAUGUUGUAGCUUAUGGGCGAGAAAUCAUGGGAUCCAAGAUCAGUACAGGAUGUAAAAGUCUAUCAGGCACCAGCGUAGCUAGUCCUGUGGUUUCUGGUGUGGUGUGCCUUCUUGUGAGCAUUAUUCCUGAAAGCAAACGGAAGGACGUUCUAAAUCCAGCAAGCAUGAAACAAGCACUUGUUGAGGGGGCUGCAAAACUUUCUGGUCCCAACAUGUAUGAGCAAGGUGCUGGGAGAAUUGAUCUGUUAGAAUCGUAUGAAAUUCUGAAGAUCUACAAACCACGGGCAAGCAUCUUCCCUAGUGCUCUUGAUUAUACUGAUUGCCCUUAUUCCUGGCCCUUCUGUCAUGAGCCACUUUAUGCAGGUGCUAUGCCUGUUAUCUUUAAUGCUACUAUUCUAAAUGGGAUGGGUGUAAUUGGCUACGUUGAAAGUCCUCCAACAUGGCAUCCUUUGGAUGAGGAAGGGAGCCUUCUAAGCAUUCAUUUUACCUAUUCUAAAGUCAUCUGGCCUUGGACUGGUUAUAUAGCUCUACACAUGCAAAUUAAGGAGGAAGGUGCACAGUUCUCUGGUGAGAUUGAAGGCAAUGUCUCUGUUAAGGUAUACAGUCCUCCAGCUCCAGGAGAGAAGAGUUAUCGAAGUAGUUUGUGUGUGCUCCAAUUAAAAUUAAAAGUUGUUUCGACUCCGCCAAGAUCUAAACGAAUUUUAUGGGAUCAGUUUCACAGUAUAAAAUAUCCUCCUGGAUAUAUUCCAAGAGAUUCUUUGGAUGUUCGCAAUGAUAUUCUCGACUGGCAUGGAGAUCACCUUCAUACAAAUUUUCAUAUUUUGUUCAACAUGUUACGAGAUGCGGGAUACUAUGUUGAAACCCUUGGUUCUCCUUUUACAUGUUUCGAUGCUCUCCAAUAUGGUACACUCCUGCUGGUGGAUCUUGAAGAUGAGUACUUUGAAGAAGAGAUUGAGAAACUGAAGGAUGAUGUUAUUAAUAAUGGAUUGGGAAUAGCUGUCUUUGCUGAAUGGUAUAACUUGGAUACAAUGGUGAAGAUGAGGUUCUUUGAUGAUAACACUAGGAGCUGGUGGACUCCAAUUACUGGAGGUGCAAAUAUUCCUGCAUUGAAUGAUCUUUUAGCUCCUUAUGGGAUUGCUUUUGGAGACAAAAUUCUGAAUGGUGACUUUUCUAUAAAUGGUGAGCAAAGUCGAUAUGCAUCUGGAACAGAUAUCGUGAGGUUUCCUGGAGAUGGGUUCGUGCACAGCUUCCCUUUCCUGGAUAGCUCAGAGAGUGGUGCUGCUCAAAACACACUGCUUGCUUCUGGCACGACUAAGGAAGAAUCCCCCAUUCUAGGGCUUUUAGAGGUGGGUGAAGGUCGUAUUGCAGUUUAUGGAGACUCCAACUGUUUAGAUAGCAGCCAUAUGGUUACAAAUUGUUACUGGCUUUUGAAAAAGAUACUAGAAUUUACCAACGACAACAGUAGAGAUCCUUUGCUUUUCUCAGAUUCUGCUAAGUUGGGUGAUCCACUUUACAAGGAUGAUAUCCAAUUACCUUCACGUCGAACUGAUGUUAAUUUCACAUCGUAUUCUGCUGUUUUGGGCAAGGAGUUGAUAUGCAGGAGUGACUCCAGAUUUGAUGUGUGGGGAACUAAAGGAUACAAUCUACAUGUUAGAGGAAGACACAGAAGCCGGCCUGGUUAUCCUGUUAUUUACAAGAGGAAAGGUCUGAAUUCCAGUGUGGUAGCUAAGAAGGUUGGGCCUCCCAAAUUCACUGAGAACAGCAACAGUGAUUCCAUUGGAAAUAAAUACUUGGGAGGCCUGCUUAACCGAGAUGAGCUCGAUAUGCCUGCAAUGGUUACCAGCCAUUGGCUUGUACCUGCAGCAGUUGCAUUUUCUGGCUUGAUGAUAUUAUUGAGCAUUUGGCGGAUUCGACAAAAGCGACGUCGACGACGGAGAGGAUCCACCUCAAGCCGGUUGGGCAAUGCAUAGUCGAGGGUACAUUUUCUUUGAGAAAUUCUUUUUACCCGUACUGUUCUCAUGUCCAAGAUAUCUCUAUGAUUAGGUCACAGGAAUUAGAUUUGUAUUCAUAGUUACAUGCAUGUAGUAUUUUCUCAUUCUGGAUGCUUGUAAUGCACAAAAAUUUUGGUCGGUAAUGAAUUUAACACUUGAGGCAACAACCCAAA